ACAGGCUUUCCUGAUCCCCCCACCCUGCUCUGCUCUUUGCCACUUUCUUCAAACCUGGCUGAAGUCCUCCAUACACCRGUGACCAGAGCCCAGAGCAGCCUGUCUCAUUCUGGGAUGCUUUCAAAAAUUAAUUUGGAUCUUCUGGUCACUUUCCACUGUGUCACAUCCUCCUGCACAAGGGAGAACAGGAAAUGGCAAACUCCCAGUAUGAGGCAAAGCAUUCCCAUCGCAGCAAUUGGUCCGCAGGAGCUAUAAAUUGGUCUCCUCCAGAAACAGAUCAAAAUUUGUCUUCUGGGACAGCAGCUGGAAACUGAAGAAGCCAUGGAGAYGAACAGCGCUGCCUUCCUGCAGAUGCCAGACCCCACACACCAUUUCCACGUUGCCCUGCUGGAUCAGAGACAGAGGCUGCGUGGUCAAAUUGCUCACCUCCGCAAGGCAGCUCAGAAACUCAACAAGCUCCGCAAAAGGUCCGUGAUCGCCAACAUCAGCGGGAACACCCUGACCGCYACAGGAGCUGUCACAGCCAUCCUGGGACUGUCCCUGAGCCCAGCAACCCUGGGAGCUUCUCUUCUGGCAUCAGCUGUGGGUCUGGGCCUGGCCACUGCUGGGGGAGCCGUCAGCAUCACUUCUGACCUCUCCUUGGUGCUCUGCAAUUCCCGAGAGGUGAGGAAGGUGCAGGAAAUUGCAACGACUUGUCGGAAACAGAUGAGGGAAAUACUCGGCUGCCUGGAGUUCCUUUGCCGAGGGCAGGGCCCAGGUGAUCCCGUGCUGUGCCAGUCAGAGAAGAGGGCAUCAAUCUCCCUCUACAAGUCUGUCUGCUUCAUGGUCUGCUGUGGCUCCCACAGCUUCCUYGUGCCAGAAUACACAAAGGAGGUCACAAAAGUAAGCCAGGCUGUGCUGAAAGCCAAAAUCCAGAAGCUGGCUGACAACCUGGAGACCUGCACCAGGGCAAUGGAUGAAGUCUGUGACCUUCUUGAGUCCAGAGCCGAGCUUUCCCCUUGCACGAGGAGACUGAGCUUGGGGGCUAAAACCGCUGCUGAGAUCCUGAGACAUCCAGCUGAAACAGUGUUUGGCCCUUAUUAAAACUGGGUUUGGAGACAUUACAUCAUUAACUGUGACCAUUAGCACCUCUACCUGUUUUAUGGUGCUGACGCACACAGGUACGCACAUCUCAUGUGCUUCAUCCAUAUCCAAACACAAACUCCUGCCCGACAGGAAGCCAAAGCUUACACAAACACACCCCCCCACACCCAGUGACAGCAGCCACCUGACCCGGGUUGGAGGCUGAGAUGGACACACAGACUCUGACACACACAGCAGCAGACCUUGGAGCCUGCAGGAUGGGGCAGACAGAUGCUCUGCAGACCCGUGUUUCCUCCAGCCAUCUCCGCUGCUCUGCUUCCCCAAGGCAGCAAAAAGAAGUGGAUGAGGAGGCUGAUGAAAUACCUGAUGCUGACUGAACUUAGUUUGUAAACAACUUAUGAAUCCGUGUGUGGUACAAGGGCUGGAGUACCCUAAAAAGCCAGCGACUGCCAAUUUCCAGCAGAGUACAGUUCCAUUAACAAGGUACAUCUGGAAAUGCUGUAGAAAGAAGCAGCUCCAGAUAUAACAGACUGUAUGGAUAGUUCACCACCCCAGGGUGAAAUAGCAGGGCCAGAAUUUGUUAUCCCUUUUGAAGAAACCUCUCCAGACUGAGAACUGUGAUGUUUAUGUUCUAUUUAUUUACACAGAAUUAUUUUAAGGUUAUGACAUUGUAUUUAAGAGUGCUUUUUUUUUUAUUAUUUUUUUUUAAGGAAAAGGAGGCCUCUGUUCCAAAGGAAAGCAGUUUCUAUCAGAGUAAAAGCAAGUCUGUGGCAUGUAAGAGCAAGUUACCUGUUAUUUUGCUGUGAAAGAGGGCAAGUCCCUGUAGGAAAAGGAAAGCAUGAGCUGAAUGCAGAUAGUUAUAAAAUAGGUGAAACACAGCCUAACACUGACAACAGAUCUUAGGAGCCAAAACAGAGAGAAGAAGAGUGACCCUGGGACCAGAGUUUGCCUCAGGGCACUGGUGGAAGAAAGCAGUUAUGUCUCUUGCAGCAGGAAGGGAAGGGAAGGUUGGUGUUACUGGUCUGAGCUGGAGCUCUGCUGUGAUGKGAGCACACCUGAGAGGUGGAGGGGCCACUCUCCAUGCAGUCAARCAGCCUGUGAGACCCACAGGGGAUCACCUGUGAGGAAGCAGCACUCACGGAGAGCURCACACAUUCCUAGCAUUGCUUCCCAGGGAAGGCUUCAUAUUAGUGAAAUAYGUGCGGGUGCUAACAAUCAGAGAGGUAGAGAGGAGUAGGAUGAUUCAGUGGCAGAGCCCCUACAAAGCAGGAGCAAGGACUGAGACCCUGUUUCAUAUGACUGUUCUGCUAAAUAUUCCCUUUGUGAUUUUUUGACCCAUCAGUACCUCAGUUCCCUGUCUAAAAAAUGGGGAUAGUACUUCCUUACCUCAUACCUCAAAAGGAUGUUUCUGGGACAAAUGCUUAAAUGUGCUCGAGUACAGUGAUGAUGGGGAUCAUGUCAGUACCUAAAAGAGGUAAAAGAAAGAGCCCCUGAAACUAACUUGAGACAACCAGAAGAUUUAAUGCAGAGGUAAUUCCCUCCACAAGCAUGCCCCGGUGGAUAAGGGAAACUUCCUGGCACAGGUGCAAAUACAAAUGAUCUGAAAAAAUUGCUCUGUAAAUCUGUAACAUUGACCAAAUUCUUAGGAAGGGCAACACUCCAUGUCACAAAGCUUGAAUCCUUGUCCUUUUUGUCUCUUCUUCUCAUGAUAUCAACAUUUGUUUCCAUAUAUAGGAAGAAUAAAAGCUCUGGUUCCUUGGAGUGGGACUCAUUGAAAUGCUUGCGAUACCCAUGCCUGUUUGCCAGAAAUUAACAAGUAAACUGCUGAUUCAAAUAAAUGAAAAUG
This is a messenger RNA of Malurus melanocephalus (red-backed fairy wren), 2929 nucleotides long. It is a transcript of the gene APOLD1, whose product is annotated as apolipoprotein L domain containing 1. Gene Ontology annotation, cellular component: extracellular region; membrane. Gene Ontology annotation, molecular function: lipid binding. NCBI's taxonomy places the organism in Eukaryota, Metazoa, Chordata, Aves, Passeriformes, Maluridae. The coding region runs from base 322 to 1083 and encodes 253 amino acids. The transcript has 3 exons. The record is from RefSeq and is a predicted model, not a curated record. Gene Ontology annotation, biological process: lipid transport; lipoprotein metabolic process.